Parnassius mnemosyne (clouded apollo) is the source of this 1431-nucleotide messenger RNA. Lineage: Eukaryota; Metazoa; Arthropoda; Insecta; Lepidoptera; Papilionidae. The record is from the annotation of a GenBank genome assembly.
AUGUCUAUAAUGUAUCAAGCAGGAUGUACCAUAAUAGUGUGUUACUCCUGUUUGACCAUGGCGUUGAUGUACGCGUGGCCAUCAUCGACAAUAAAAAUUUUUUCAUCCGCUAACACAACUCUGCAUCGACCUAUGAGUGAGAAUGAGAUAGCUCUAUUCGGAAGUUUUUCCUCCAUCAGCGCCAUAUUCACGACGCCUUUCUCAGGGUUCCUUUUAGAUAGAAUCGGUCGAAGAAAUAGCUGCAUUUUGUUCUCUUUGCCGCAAGUGGUGGCAUGGCUCAUAGUAUCCAUUAGCUCCAGAGUGGAAGCUGUAUUAGCAGCUAUGUUUAUAUCAGGAUUUGGCGGUUGUACCUUGUUACUCGUCCCAGUAUUCAUUAGCGAGUUCUGUCAGGAAUCCGUAAGGGGUAUGAUGACUUCUGGAUCAGUAGUUGCAUAUGGGCUCGGAAUACUCGUUUCAUAUGUAUUGGGUGGAUGCUUAGAGUUCAAAACGAUGACUUAUGUAUGUCUUACUAUGUCAGUAUUGGCAGUUAUGUUGUUAUGGCCUCUGAAAGAUUCGCCACUGUUCUUGAUGAAAUGCGGCCUAGAGAAGGAUGCGAUAAAAGCCGUGGCGUUUUAUAGACGAGUUAAGGAAUCAUCAAAAGAGGUGACACAAGAAAUAAAUACAAUAAAAAGAGCGUUGAACCCUGAUCUUGAAGAUUUGUCUCCUGAGGAAGAGAAAUUGCAACCAGAAAAACAACAGAAAAUACAGGAGAAAUCAAAUGGAAUAUCAAAAUGGAAGUUUCUUAAAAAGUCACGUUCCACACGUCAAGCGUUGUUUGUAGCUCUUACUCUGUACUCGGCAGCGAUGUUCCAAGGCUUAGUGGCAAUACAGGUCUACGCAGAACCAAUAUUCGUGGACGUACUUCCGAAUAUUUCUUCAACGCUAUCCUGUGUACUGCUAGCUGUCGUGACUGUGGUGUCUAGUUGUGUUGCUGCAUACUUAAUCGACAUAGCUGGACGACGGCCUCUCAUGAUCUAUUCGUCCAUUGGAGCGGGGAUUUGUAGCGUGGCGCUGGGCACGCAGAUUCAUUUGCCCUGGGGCCCGCACUGGAUCACGGGUGUCUUCAUUUACCUGUUCGCCAUCACGUACACGCUUGGUGCAGGCACGGUACCUUUCGUGUUUGUUGCUGAAGUAUUCUUGCCAGAGAUUAAAAGUUUAGUUUCUAUGCUCUCUGCGGAAUGGGGUUGGAUCUGCAACUUUAUUAUCCUUUAUAUAUUUACCCCGCUUGUAUCCAGCGUUGGACUUGCCCCAGUUUUUUAUAUCUUCGGAGGUGUUUGUUUUGCAACUGCGAUCUUCUGCGCGUACUUCUUGCCGGAAACGAAAGGACUGUCCGUGGGUAUCAUACAGACGCUGCUUGUUAAAAGUAAACGUGCACAAAGUGUGUCGUGUUGA